Helianthus annuus (common sunflower) is the source of this 804-nucleotide messenger RNA. Its product is annotated as non-classical arabinogalactan protein 31-like. The record is from RefSeq and is a predicted model, not a curated record. The transcript is spliced from 3 exons. Bases 1 to 804 code for a protein of 267 amino acids. Lineage: Eukaryota; Viridiplantae; Streptophyta; Magnoliopsida; Asterales; Asteraceae.
AUGGGUGCACAAAAACCAGCCCCUAGGAUCAAGAAAUGGGAGACAAAAGGCAAAACCAAAGCUGGUUUUAAAAAUCUGGUGCUGGGCAUUGACUCAUUUGAGUCUGUAGCGUCUGCAUCUUUGCACACUCAGGGAGUGCAGCAUCACUCUCACGACGCCGACCCUGACAUUGCGUCAUCAGCUGCACCUGCUCCCGCACAUGAUCUUGAGUUUGAUCACGAGGUUGACGAUGAUUUUGACCAUGUCUUUCCCCCUGAGCAUGACCCUGUUCAUGACGAUGCACCCGCUGUUGCUCCUUUUGUUGAUGAUAUACCCAUUGCCAAUCAUCCUGUUGUUGCUCCACCAUUGGUGGAUGAUCAUGUUAUUGACGCUCCACUCUUGAUAGAGGAUCCUGUUGUUGCACCAUUUCCUGAUCCUAUGCCGGUGCCAUUCGACCGUGCACCUUUUGCUACCCAUAUAGAUCCACGUUGCGCCGACAGCCGUAAUGGGUGGAUUGAUGACGAUGACGAUUACCCACCUUUUGUGCGACCUGUUACACCACCAGUAGCCCCCGUUUUAGCACCCGUUUCAGCACCCAUUUCAACACCCACUGAUAUCCCCCUGGUUCCCCCACACACCACCGAUACUCAUCGCACAGAUCUUCCUGUUACGUUUCUUCAGGACAUACCGCCACCGCGUCCUGGAGAGGGGUCAUCUAGGGAGCCGCCUGUUCCUGCUCCACCCAUGCUAUCAUCACCUUUUCCAUUCACAUCACAGUUUCCCACUGUUGCACCAUCUACUUCACCGUAUCAUGCCACUGUCUGA